Messenger RNA from Vigna radiata var. radiata (mung bean), 459 nucleotides. Its product is annotated as 2S albumin-like. Gene Ontology annotation, molecular function: nutrient reservoir activity. The record is from RefSeq and is a predicted model, not a curated record. The coding region runs from base 28 to 459 and encodes 143 amino acids. The transcript has a single exon. Lineage: Eukaryota; Viridiplantae; Streptophyta; Magnoliopsida; Fabales; Fabaceae.
CAUUACUGAAUACAAUAUUCUGCGAAAAUGAGCACAAGCACCAUCCUCAUCGUGGCUCUUGUCUUUGUAGGGCAUACAUGUUGCGCCUUCAAAGGGACGCAGGAGCGACUGAACUGUCUGGAGCAGAUCAAGAAGGCGGAACUCGAGUACUGUGAGAACUACCUUAUGACGAAGAUCCAAGAUCACCAUGAUGAUGUUAUAAGGAGCGUGAGAAUGAACGACGGCUUCAGCGAGGCGAAAGAAUUACAUGAGAUGCUAAGGUGCUGCCAGGAAGUGAGGGGUAUGAGCAACCCCAAAUGCCAGUGCCAAGCGUUGCAGCAUAUAAUGGAGGGUCAAGUAGACAAACCGAAGAAGGAGAAGCUGCAGAUGGAGGAGGCGCUUCUGAACUUGUUCGUGAGUUGCAACUUUGGACCCAUGGAAUGCGACUUGCAUUUGGACUCUGAAAGAGAAAUGCAAUAG